AUGGUAGACUGGUUUUUUGUAGACCAAACCAUUGCGCAACUCGGAUUCUAUUUAACGACAACCUCACAGUUUACAUUGAUCUUUCUCACACCGUUCUUUGUGAGGAAAGAUUUGGGUGCUUACAAGCAUCUGAUUCUCCUGUUUUCAAUAUUGGGAAUUGCCUUCGCAAGUUUGGAAUUUGUCUUGUACCCUGUUCUUCAUUCUCAUAAUGCUGGCUACGUAUUUUUUACAACCAAUCGUCCCUUACGCGUUUCCAACUUCAUUCUGACGAUUCUUCUCGCGGUUUACACAGGAUUAUACUCAUUUACAAUUUCUCUACUCGCUGUCCAGUUCAUUUACCGAUUCAUUGCAGUGUUUCAUCCAAAAGAUCUCAAGUAUUUUAACGGAUGGUAUUUCUUGCUGUCGGUCUUAUACGCAUUAUGGUUUGGAUUUCAAUGGGCAAUCGGUCUAUACAAACUGAAUGAAGUUGAUCAAUACUCAUUAGAGUACAUGCGUCAAGUAUUGGUUGAUGUUUACGAUGUGGACAUCUCUCAAGUCCCAUGUGUAAUUCAUGUAGUAUAUCAAAAUGUUGCAAACUCCACUCAUUCAUUGAUUCGUUGGCGGAAUGUCAUGUGCACGUUCAAUAUGGCUUUCAUCAUGAUUGUACAAUAUGGAGUCAUGAUUUACUGCGGAUCACGUUUGUACGCUGAAAUGGAGGAAAAGUUGAGCAUGCUGUCGCCACAGGCCCGGAAACUUCACAGACAAAUAUUCAAGACCUUGCUGCUUCAAAUAACAACGCCAACAAUUGUGCUGUUCUCCCCGAUCAUCUAUGUCAUCACCGUGCCAUAUCUCGAUCAGGAACUCAGUGUUCCUACAGGAGUAUUUCUGUCCGGAUUCACCCUUUACCCAGCUCUCGACGCUUUCAUUCUCAUGUAUGUUAUCACAGAUUAUCGAAGAGCAUUUCAAUGUGUUGUGACGAGAGCGAGUAGAUCUACUUGAUCUGGAACGCCUUUCCUUUCCGUUUUAUAAUUGUAUUUAUAUUGUACUGAUUUAUUUUCCUAGUGUAUUGAUAUUUAGUUUUAGAUUUCCGCUCACAAUAUUUGUUUGUAUUUGUUCCUGGUUCCAAUUCUAAAAAGCAAAAAUAGU
Caenorhabditis elegans is the source of this 1125-nucleotide messenger RNA. RefSeq names its product Seven TM Receptor (gene str-18). The record is from RefSeq and is marked reviewed. The coding region runs from base 1 to 978 and encodes 325 amino acids. The transcript has 5 exons. Lineage: Eukaryota; Metazoa; Nematoda; Chromadorea; Rhabditida; Rhabditidae.